Molecule: messenger RNA, 1432 nt
Organism: Pungitius pungitius (ninespine stickleback)
Lineage: Eukaryota; Metazoa; Chordata; Actinopteri; Perciformes; Gasterosteidae
Gene: nfatc2ip
Product: nuclear factor of activated T cells 2 interacting protein
Exons: 9
Coding region: 10-1095 (361 amino acids)
Biological process (GO): cytokine production; positive regulation of transcription by RNA polymerase II
Source: RefSeq, a predicted model, not a curated record
UAACCGUCAAUGAGCAUAUUGUACACGUUUCCCACGCUCCCUGAACGCAGCAGAAGACAACAGAACCAUCUAAUGACUGAUUUCCCACAGUCCGUGAAGGCAACAGCUGCCGUGCAAAGACAAACAAACAUGGCGGAAUCGGUGUGUGACGUAGAGCAUGACGCAGUGAAGCCUCCACCCAAACGCAGGCGCAUCCUGGACCCCUCGGCCAUCGUCUCGGUGCCCGUUUACUCCAACAAGGUGAGCAGCAGUUUGCAGCUGAGGCCGAUGGCCGCUGUCUUCACAGAGAAGGAGAACUCAGCAGACGGCGAUUUGUGGGCUCGCUUUUCUUCUCGAGGAGCUCCAGCAGACGUUGUCACCCUCAGCGACUCUGAUGAGGAGGCCGAAGUCCAGUUGGAGACAACAGAACUAGCAGGCAUCCGCUGCCCGUCUCCCCCAGAGAGUCCGGUCCAGAAACAGUCCCGACGGGUCCAGAAGAAGAUCAGUGAGAUCGACAGAAAGCUCCAGGCGAUGAACUCCUUCCUGUCUCCUGAGCCUGUGGACAGGAAGUGCCUCAGCGAGCCGGAGGACGACGUCAUCUUGACCCCGGUCUCUGAACGCCAGGGCUCCUCGCUCCGGGAGAUCCCCUUGAAGAUCCGCUGCCGGACCGACGUCCACAAGGUCCUGGUUCUGUCGUCGACCCGUCUGAGUGACGUGCUGACCCAGCUGUCAAUCAUCCUCGAUGUGCCGCCUCCUCGCCUCCUGCUGCUCAGGGAGGAGCAGGAGCUCCGGACGGACGCCACCGUGGGCGAGCUCGGACUCGGCAUCGCCGACAUCGUCGAGUGCGUCGUCAUGGCAGCGGUGGAUGGCCGUGAGGCCGACAGCUGCAGCAGCGUCACCGUGAGGCUGCAGAGCAAAGACCGAGCCUCCUCACAGGACUUCUCUCUGCACAGAGACGCUCCGCUGGGCUCCGUCUUCUCUCGGUAUCUGUGCACCAUGUCCGACGUUGCCCGGACGACGGCCCGCUUCCACUAUGACGGCAGCAAGGUGACGGACGGACAGACGCCGGCUCAGCUGGACAUGGAGGACGGUGACAUCAUCGAAGUUUGGGUUUAGACUCUAUUGUUACUCUGUAAAGUGGAAAUACUCUAAUUAUGGGCUUCUAUGUUUAGAACAUGAAAAAUGCAAAAGCAUGAAAAACCUGUACAAUUGUAAACUUAUUUGAAUGUAAUGUCUGUACAAUAACCUCUUUGUACUUUUAUAACGGGUUCUGGAAACAAUAAUAAAAUGAGUAGAAGUUGCUCUUUAAGAAAAAUCUCAGGUAAUUUUACAUCUUAGUGCUUCAAUUUAAACAAUAUUAUUUAUUUGUUCAUCAUAAUCAAGAAUAAAGUAUUAUACAAAGUAUUAUACAAUUCUAAAUUAUUCCUCGAAACUUAACUUUAAUAUAAUAAAU